Talaromyces proteolyticus is the source of this 2226-nucleotide messenger RNA. Its product is annotated as putative AAA family ATPase/60S ribosome export protein Rix7. The coding region runs from base 1 to 2226 and encodes 741 amino acids. Gene Ontology annotation, biological process: ribosome biogenesis. NCBI's taxonomy places the organism in Eukaryota, Fungi, Ascomycota, Eurotiomycetes, Eurotiales, Trichocomaceae. The transcript is spliced from 3 exons. The record is from RefSeq and is a predicted model, not a curated record. Gene Ontology annotation, molecular function: ATP hydrolysis activity; preribosome binding; ATP binding. Gene Ontology annotation, cellular component: nucleus.
AUGCCCAUCAAGAAUAGGGGAAGGCCAACAUUGAGCCAGGGCCUUGACAAAGAGAUCUACCAAAUUGUGCGGAAAAUCGCAGACGAGCAGCAGGCGGAAAAUGGACGAAUGAGGCUGUCGACCUAUACCAUAUAUGAUUCGAUCAAACGGUCGAAUUCGAGUUUGAACCGAAAACCGAAGAAACUUCUCGAAGAUAGCAUUGAACGUGUACUCGAAGUUGUUCAGAGCGAUGUUCAUGGCGAUGAGUCGGAUUCUGUGAAUGGAGAUUUUGAAGGGUUGGAGGAUGAAAAAGUGGCUCCAUUGGAGUCCAAUAAUUUGAACAGGAGUAUUGUUAACGCUUGGUCGACAUCAACAAAAUCUCCAGCCCCUUCUCGAAAAGGAAAUGACCAGUCGGCUACUGAUGGCGCGGCUGAAUCGACUACAUCUGUGAAUAAACGACGCCAUCAUGCAAACGAAUCUGCUUCGAAGCGCCGAAAAGCAGACCAUCCAAUCGACAAGUCACCCCCAACACAUGUCAGUCUUUCGGAUCUGGGUGGCAUGGACGAUGUAUUACAGGAGCUAGGCGACCUAAUAAUCUUACCAAUGACACGGCCUCAAAUCUUCACAACCUCCAAAGUGCAGCCUCCCCGCGGUGUACUCUUGCACGGACCGCCCGGUUGCGGAAAGACUAUGCUCGCCAACGCCUUUGCUGCCGACUUGGGUGUCCCCUUUAUCUCCAUCUCUGCACCAUCUGUCGUGUCUGGUAUGUCUGGCGAGUCAGAGAAAGCGCUCCGCGAGCACUUUGACGAAGCAAAGAAGGUCGCUCCGUGCCUUGUCUUCAUCGACGAGAUCGACGCGAUUACACCAAAGCGGGAGAGCGCACAGCGAGAAAUGGAGAAGCGGAUAGUCGCUCAAUUGCUGACGUGCAUGGAUGACCUUGCCCUUGAGAAGACCGAUGGUAAGCCUGUUAUCGUCCUCGCUGCAACCAACAGGCCGGACAGUCUGGACCCUGCGCUCCGCCGUGGAGGCCGCUUCGAUAAGGAAAUCAACUUGACAGUCCCUUCAGAGCCUGUCCGAGAACAAAUCCUUCGCACGCUGACUCGCAAAACGCAACUUGCCGAUGACCUCGAUUUCAAAACCCUCGCCAAACGCACCGCAGGCUUUGUCGGUGCCGACCUGAGCGACUUAGUAUCCACCGCCGGAUCUGCCGCUAUAAAGCGCUAUCUCGAGAUCCUCAGGUCUCACACUGGCGAAGAAAUGGAAAUCGAAGGUGAGACGGAAGAAAACGUCAGCACUAAAGUGAAAGAAAUCCGCCAACUCAUCAAGCACGCCAAAGAGACACCAAUAGGCGAAGAAACCAACCCUGUCCUCGUCUCUAACGCAGACUUCUUCACGGCCCUCCCCAAAAUCCAACCGUCCUCGAAACGCGAAGGCUUCGCGACCAUCCCCGACACGACAUGGGCUGAUAUCGGCGCUCUAGGAGGCGUCCGCGACGAACUCGUCACCGCCAUCGUCGAACCAAUCAGGGAUCCCGACAUCUAUGCCAAAGUCGGCAUUACAGCACCCACAGGCGUCCUACUCUGGGGCCCGCCUGGCUGCGGCAAGACACUGCUCGCAAAGGCCGUUGCCAACGAGUCCCGCGCAAACUUCAUCAGCGUAAAGGGGCCCGAAUUGCUCAACAAAUAUGUCGGCGAAUCCGAGCGUGCCGUGCGACAGGUGUUUGUACGCGCGCGCUCAUCAAUUCCGUGCGUGAUCUUCUUCGACGAACUCGACGCGCUGGUGCCGCGCCGCGACGACGCGCUCUCCGAAAGCUCAGCACGGGUCGUGAAUACACUGCUGACUGAACUGGACGGUCUCGGUAGUAAUCGCUCAGGCAUAUACAUCAUCGCAGCCACAAAUCGUCCCGACAUCAUCGACCCUGCCAUGCUUCGACCAGGCAGGCUGGAAACACUCCUCUUCGUCAAUUUGCCUGGCCCCAGCGAGCGCGCUGAGAUCCUGCAGACGCUGGUGCGGAACCUGCCCAUUGAAUUUUCGGAGCAGUUGCGGGGGCUGGCUGAGACCUGUGAGGGGUAUAGUGGUGCAGAUCUGGGUAGUCUGCUGCGUAGAGCUGGAUAUGCAGCGAUUAAGAGGAGGGACAUGAUUAAGUUUGAGGACUUUGUGGUGGCCAAGGAGCAUAUUCGUCCUAGUGUGACGGAUUUGAGGAAGUAUGAGAAGCUGAGGAGGGACUGGAGUAGUACUUUGCUGUGA